AGUGAACCAGUGCAUUUUCGAAUGUAAAGUUUACACUUGUAAACGUUUUUGAAACGAAAAUUAAUAAAAAACUGCAUGUCUUGACGAAACAAUAUUUAAAAAUAAAGUGAAAAUGGCCGGAAAACCGACCAAUACGGUGUUAAGCGUCAGUGAAAUCAAAACAGACCGAAUCACAGAAUUGGCAGAAAAGUAUUGGGCUCCAAACACAAAACAAAGUCAUUUAAAAUUUGAUGGCGAUAUCAUAGAAAAACUGUAUUUAGAAGAGAUACGAGGCACAAAUUUUAGCAUAAGGAGAAUAAUGAUAUUGGAGUUCGGUCAAUAUUUAGAAAACUAUUUAUGGCCAAACUACAAUCAAGAAUCUUCCUAUUCACAUUUAUUAUCAAUUGUAACAAUGAUUAAUGAAAAAUUCAGGGAACGAGUGGAAGUUUGGAACUGUUUUCGAAAAUUUCCCGAUAAUUUUCCAUACUUUUUUCAACAUGUAAUGAAAGCUUGCUUAGAAGAUGAUCUAAUUGUUAACACUACUGAAAAAACUGCACUUCUAGUUUUUCUGAACCAUUGUUUUAAUUCAAUGGAAGAAACAUUGAUUAGAGACCAAGUCAAGAGAUUGGUUAGUUUAUCUAUGUGGUGUUCAUUGCAAGAAAAUAGGAGAGAAAUGGAAUUUAAAAGGUGUCCCAAGUGGAGGAAGUAUUGGAAAUUGAUACAGAAGAAGGAUAAAAAGGAAAAUAAAGAAGGAUUGUUGUGGGAAAGGACAUUUUUGCAUAAGUUGAUGUUGGAGUUUCUUCGUGUUCUUGAUUCAAUUGAGGAAACUGGAAUUUGUCCAAAGGAUAAAGUGAAUUACUGUGAACGUUUUUUGGAAUUAUUAACAGACUUGGAGGCUUUACUGCCAACAAGGAGGUUUUUCAAUACAGUUUUGGAUGAUUGCCAUUUAGUUGUUCGUUGCCAAUUAUCUGGUUUAAUAAAGAGAAAAGAGGGACAUUUAUUUAGUCAGUUGUUGGAUAUGUUAAAGUUCUACACUCGUUUCGAAAUCAGCGAUGAAUCCGGCGAUCCUUUAACAGAUCACGACAUGACGCAGAUUCAUUACUCCAAAAUCACUUCACUUCAGAAAGCAGUUUUUGCCAAAUUUCCCGACUUAAGAAGCUUUGCCUUGGCGAAUGUUGCUAGCGUUGACAACCGAACUAGUUUAAAGAAACACUUUGGAGCCUUAGGUCAGGAUAAGUUACGCCAGAUUGCCGAAUAUCUAAACUUAGUACCUACCGAAAACUUACAAGAUAAAUAUAAAUGGAUUAGACUUGAUGAGGAAUUUUUACGCGAACUUUUGAUUUUCCGUCAUGAAAAACGUUCGUCACAACUUGAAACAUUAAAUGAAAUGCCUUUAUAUCCAACUGAAGAUAUAAUUUGGGAUGAAAACGUGGUUCCCACCGCUUAUUUUAGUGGUGAAGGUUGUUUGGCACUUCCCAAACUCAAUUUACAGUUUUUGACUUUGCAUGAUUAUCUAUUGAGGAAUUUUAAUCUAUUCAGGCUUGAAUCGACUUACGAAAUACGUCAGGAUAUUGAAGACGCAGUCAGUAGACUUUGCCCAUGGAAAUCCGAAGACGGAUCGGUGUAUUUUGGCGGCUGGGCCCGAAUGGCUCAACCAAUCACUGCCUUCGCCGUCGUAGAAGUUGCUAAACCCAACAUCGGAGAAAAUAGACCGAGUCGUGUUCGUGCCGAUGUUACGGUCAAUUUGAAUGUACGACCGGAAAUCAAGAGCGAAUGGGAAAAUCUCAGGAAACACGACGUCUGUUUUUUGAUCACAGUCCAACCACCAAAUCCAAUUGGUACAAAAUACGACUACAAACUUCCUUUUGUUCCGCAAGUUGGACUGAAAACCAUCAGGGGUUGUGAAAUCGAAGGCAUGUUAGAUGCGAACGGUAGGGUCAUCGAAGAUGGUCCAGAACCGCGCCCUAAUUUACCAGGAGAUCAACGCACAUUCCGGGUGUGGUUAGAUUGCAAUCAAUAUACUAUCGAUAUGAACGAAACGAAUAAAGGAAAGGAAGAUAUUUAUGAAGGAUUCAACAUUUUAAUGCGUCGUAAACCUAAGGAGAACAACUUUAAAGCGGUUUUGGAGACUAUCCGAGAACUGAUGAAUACUGAAUGUGUCGUUCCCAGUUGGUUGCAUGAUAUUGUUUUGGGAUAUGGUGAUCCGGCGGCUGCGCAUUAUUCCCAAUUAAAUGAACCAAUUUCUACUAUGGAUUUCAAUGAUACAUUUAUCGAUUUACCACAUUUAAGGGAGUGUUUUCCGGAUUACGAAAUCAAACUGAAAAACGUUGAUGACCCCAAAAAAAUAGUUCGUCCGUUUAAAUUGACAUUCCACGAUUUAAUUAAAGGACAAAGCGAUAAAAUCUUGGAGGUUGAACCGCAUGUGGUUCCAAGAAGGGGACCGUAUUGUUUCAACGAACCAAAACGCAACUCUAUCCAUUUUACGGCCACCCAAGUUGAAGCCAUCAAAUCUGGAAUGCAACCUGGUUUAACACUGGUAGUGGGACCGCCAGGAACUGGAAAAACAGAUGUGGCCGUCCAAAUAAUCAGCAACAUUUACCACAACUUCCCCAAUCAACGCACAUUAAUAGUCACGCAUUCGAAUCAGGCCCUGAAUCAAUUAUUCGACAAAAUUGUAACUUUGGAUAUAGAUGAAAGACAUUUGUUACGUCUGGGACACGGUGAAGAGAACCUGGAGACUGAAAAAGAUUUUAGUAGAUACGGAAGAGUCAAUUAUGUUUUGGCGAAAAGAUUAGAUUUGUUGCAACAAGUGCAAAAGUUGCAAGAAUCAUUGAAAGUAGCUGGAGACGUUGCUUAUACUUGCGAAACCGCCGGACACUUCUACUUGUAUCAAAUUUUGUCGCGUUGGGAACAUUUCCAAAGCGUCAUUAAAUCAAAACCCAACAAUGUCAAAAUUAUAAACGAGGAAUUCCCAUUUCACGAAUUCUUUAAUGAUGCCCCUCAACCUCUGUUUAAACAAGAAAAUUAUGAAGAGGAUUUGGAAGUUGCUGAAAGUUGUUUCAGAUACAUCAAACACAUUUUCCAAGAGUUGGAAGAGUUUAGGGCCUUUGAAUUGUUGAGGUCUGGAUUAGAUAGAUCCAAGUAUUUGUUAGUAAAGGAAGCCAAGAUUAUAGCCAUGACUUGUACUCAUGCUGCACUGAAGAGAAAGGAAUUAGUUGAGAUUGGUUUCAAAUAUGAUAACAUUCUAAUGGAAGAAUCCGCCCAAAUCUUGGAAAUUGAAACCUUUAUUCCGUUGCUUCUGCAAAACCCUCAAGACGGUUUUAACCGUCUUAAACGUUGGAUCAUGAUCGGAGACCAUCAUCAGUUGCCGCCUGUAAUAAAGAACAUGGCUUUCCAAAAAUAUUCCAACAUGGAACAAAGUUUAUUUACGAGAUUGGUUCGUUUGGGUGUUCCCACUGUUGAUUUAGAUGGACAAGGACGUGCACGUCCCAGCAUUUGCAAUUUGUACAAAUGGAGGUACAAAUCGUUGGGCAAUUUAAAGCAUGUGGAAUCUUGGCAGGAAUACAAGAAAGCAAAUGCGGGAUUUGCCUUUGAUUUUCAACUGAUCGACGUUCAAGAUUUCAAUGGAGUUGGUGAAUCAGAACCUAGUCCAUAUUUUUAUCAGAAUUUAGCUGAAGCAGAAUAUGUUGUUGCAGUAUUCAUGUUUAUGAGAUUAAUUGGUUAUCCAGCUCAUAAAAUCACAAUUUUAACAACGUAUAACGGACAAAAACAUUUAAUCAGAGAUGUAAUCAACACCAGAUGUGCCAACAACCCUCUUAUUGGCAAGCCACAUAAAAUAACAACGGUCGACAAAUAUCAAGGCCAACAAAAUGACUACAUAUUAUUGUCGUUAGUUCGAACAAAAGCAGUAGGACAUUUAAGGGAUGUCAGAAGAUUAGUUGUAGCAAUGUCGCGUUCACGUUUAGGACUGUACGUUUUUGCUCGUGUUUCUUUGUUUGAGAACUGUUUUGAGUUAACCCCAGCUUUUCAACAAUUGACUAAACGACCAGUUAAAUUACACCUUGUUUUAAAUGAAUUAUUCCCUACUGAGAGAAAUAAUUUUAAUAAGGAAACUGGAACGGAGAACAAUUUAGUUAUUGAAGAUAUGACACAAAUGGCGAAUUUCGUUUAUUCCUUUUACAUUGAAAGGAGGAAACAACUGGAAAAAUACUAUGAAUGUACACGUUGGGAAAAACCUGGAGGUAUUGAAAUUAAAACCAAAGAAACAUUUGACUCCAAAUAUGAAGGUGAAGAUCGUGAAGAUAGUGAAGAUGAGGAAGAAAAAGGAGGAAAGAUGAUUCCUCAACCUAUACAAGAUGAACCAAUUGAAGACCGAGAAACAAUGGAAGUUCAAGAACAGGAAGAUAACCAGGACGAAAGUCGGGAUGAGAGUCAGGAAAAUCGGGAUGAAAGUCAGGAAAAUCGAGAACGAAUGGAAGUUACAGAUACCGGAGAGGCUGAAAACGAUGAAUAAUUAAGAUUAUUUUCGAUUUAGUUAAUAAAAGUUUCUUUUUUA
Aethina tumida (small hive beetle) is the source of this 4534-nucleotide messenger RNA. Its product is annotated as RNA helicase aquarius. NCBI's taxonomy places the organism in Eukaryota, Metazoa, Arthropoda, Insecta, Coleoptera, Nitidulidae. The transcript has 21 exons. Gene Ontology annotation, molecular function: helicase activity; mRNA binding. Gene Ontology annotation, biological process: mRNA splicing, via spliceosome. The record is from RefSeq and is a predicted model, not a curated record. Bases 113 to 4492 code for a protein of 1459 amino acids. Gene Ontology annotation, cellular component: catalytic step 2 spliceosome.